This is a messenger RNA of Sinocyclocheilus anshuiensis, 2468 nucleotides long. Its product is annotated as cartilage-associated protein-like. Lineage: Eukaryota; Metazoa; Chordata; Actinopteri; Cypriniformes; Cyprinidae. Gene Ontology annotation, molecular function: collagen binding; protein binding. The transcript is spliced from 7 exons. Gene Ontology annotation, cellular component: endoplasmic reticulum. Gene Ontology annotation, biological process: collagen fibril organization; peptidyl-proline hydroxylation to 3-hydroxy-L-proline. Bases 814 to 2004 code for a protein of 396 amino acids. The record is from RefSeq and is a predicted model, not a curated record.
UUAUAUGGAGAAUACGCAGGAAACGGCUCCGUUUUGCAGGGAAAAUGCGGAAAUGCAGGCCUGGAGGCUGGAAUGCUUUCUACGUGGCACAGAGAGGGGCGGCUCGCGCUUUAUGAUGGGGGUUUAUGAGCAUGUAAUUAUAGAGGGCUCGCCGAGCAGUGCAACAGGCCUUUUUUAACUUUAUAUUUAUUAGAUCAGAUCAUCAUAUGUCUCCUUAUUAUAGUAAAGUACGUUUUGAUAAAUGCAUAUAUUAUAUUAUAUAUUAUUACUAAUUCUUCUUACACCCAAAUGCAUCCAUUCAUUUUAGUUUCCUUUGAAUUAAUAAAACAAAUUAGUUUGCAAUCUAUACUUUUGUAAUGUGAAUAAUGUUAGAAUAGUUUAAAUUACAUGAUAUAUGCACAGCAGAUAUUGUAAUUAUCUAUAUAAUGGCAUAUUUUACAUGCUUUCUUGUAUAGAGUUUGGACACAAAUAUCUUAGAGGGACAAACUGGAAUUAAACUGUUCUGGUUUAUGGUAUCUGGUUUAAACUAUUUACAGCAGCCAUGUAAAAUGUUCGCAAAUCAAGGCAGAAUGAACUUUCAUAGUUGUAUAGGCCUAUGUGUCUUUUUGGACCCUUCAAACUUAAAAGUGAAUGUUACUGGUGGGAUUUGACGAAUAAACAUAUUUUUUUUAGUAAAUCACUGUAAUGUUUUUUUUUUUAGCUGCAUGGGGGAAGGGUGCGUUCUGACGGACUUUGGGGACGUGGAGAGACUGUGGGGCGGGCGGGUUUUGUUCUCUCACACUCCUGCGUACUUUGGGAUUCCCAUACGGGACCAUGGCCUCCUCAUCGCACUGCCUCAGGUUUGCAUUUCUUUUAUUCUGUUUUACUUUUUGCGUCCUUGCGCAGUAUGAGAAAUACAACUUUCGUAGUUUCCCACGGCACGAGCUUAUGCCCCUGGACUCGGCGUACCGACACGCUUUAGACCAGUACAGUGAGAAAAAGUGGUCCGAGAGCGUGGAGUUUCUGGAGAUGAGUCUCCGGCUGUACCGGCUGCUCAGGGACAGCGAGGCCUUCUGUAACCUCAACUGCAGCACGGUGCGUCUCGAUGACGAGACGCGCUUUAGCGACUUCCCCGAGCUGCACGCUUUCGGUAAUGUGAUGAAGCGAGCUCAGUGUCUGAAGCGAUGCAAGCAGGGCUUACCUGCCUUCAGACAGACGCUUCCCAGCCGUGAAACCAUCGAGGAGUUUGAGAAACGGGAGCCCUACAAGUACCUGCAGUUUGCUUACUUCAAAAGUGAUCAUUUGGCCAAAGCUGUAUCUGCAGCGUACACAUUUCUUCUGAAGCAUCCUGAUGAUGAGAUGAUGCAGAGGAACAUGAACUACUACAAGAGUUUACCUGGAGCUGAUGAACAUAUGAAAGACCUGGAGACCAAGUCAUAUGAGACAUUGUUCAUUCGGGCCGUGCGGGCGUACAAUGGCGAUAACUUCAGAACCUCAGUGUCAGAUAUGGAGUUGGCACUGAGAGACGUUUUCAAGGUGUAUGAUGAGUGCAUCGCUGCAUCAGAGGGAUCCAGACAGAUCAAAGACUUCAAAGACUUUUACCCGUCCAUUGCAGAUCAUUACGCAGAGGUUCUGGAGAGGAAGGUUCACUGUGAGAGCGAGCUCACGCCGGUUGUAGGUGGAUUUGUUGUUGAGAAAUUUGUGGCAACCAUGUACCACUACCUCCAGUUUGCUUAUUAUAAAUUGAAUGAUCUGAAGAACGCUGUACCGUGUGUGGCCAGCUACAUGCUCUUUGAUCCCAGUGAUGAGGUGAUGAAGAAUAAUGUGGAUUAUUAUCGGUACCAUAGAGAAAAAUUUGGCCUCACUGAUGAGGAUUUCUUCCCUAGAGCGGAAGCAGUACGGUACUACAAUCAAACGACGCUACAGCUGCAGAUGCUAGAAUCUGCCAAACAGAAGUUUCUGCCAGAUGAUGAGGGUGAAGUCUUAGAGUUUCUUGAUGAAUAUCUUAAUGCUGAGGAUGAAUAAACGAUUUUAUUUGCACUGAAAUAAAAACAUUGUGAAAAAGACCAUGAAGGUAUUCUCAUUCCUCUACAAUUUUUGUUCUUGUAUUUAUUUAGGGGUUGGUGAUUGGAAGUGUUGAUAUCUUUUUACUGUACACAUCUGUACUAUAAUAUGUACUUAUAUUUACACAUGUAAAUACAGGUUUUACACAUGCACCACAAGCCAAAAUAUUAUAAAUCUGAAUCCCUGUCAACUUACUGUAUCUUAGAGAAAACAAUGUGUGUUUUUGUUUUAUUAAAGGUUGCUUUUCUACAUUAAAUAAAAUCCAAAUAGCAAUCCAGAAGGGAUACCAUGAUGAUAUCCAGGUAGACUUGAGCUGCAAUAACUGGUUAAACACUGAAAAUGUAUUUUUUGGCUGAUUGUUAUAGAUGCAGAUGCUAUCGUAAUAAAUAAUGUGGAUGAAAACUCGCCACUUUUGUGCUGUGAAA